Molecule: messenger RNA, 2131 nt
Organism: Pseudomyrmex gracilis
Lineage: Eukaryota; Metazoa; Arthropoda; Insecta; Hymenoptera; Formicidae
Exons: 2
Coding region: 715-1752 (345 amino acids)
Source: RefSeq, a predicted model, not a curated record
AAAACAUUUAAAAUAUAUAUAUAUAUAUUUUGCAAUAGCUGUCAUUAUAGAUAUUAACACUGUAGGGUAAUCGGUCGUCGGCGGCGUCACAUACCGGGUGACCGCGAUCGACGUGCGACUUGCGCUAAUGUCGCUGCGCAAACAUGUGAUUGCCGGAAACACGUGAAAGGAAGAAAUUCGAGAGUUCUCUAGAAUUGUCGAACGAGAGAGGCAUGAUCCGGCGAAAAUCGGAGCGGUCGGGAAUUCUUGUCGUGUCCGGCGAACCGAACGGUCGUAAAUAAGUCGCUGUGUCGGAGUCAAAAUUGUCGAGCCGCGAGGACAGUUGCCCUUGGUUCGAAUCGUGAAAAGAAAGAUAACAUUGUUGUGUGAAUUUGUCGGUCGUAUCGUGUUGACGAUUUUCUCGUGUCGGAUAUAUUUGAAAUAAUAAGACAAGGUGACUGUUGGUGUCGAGUUUAUUGUGUUGAACUUAAAUAUUAACUGUCGUAACAACGACCCUGUCGAGAUCCGAGAAUCGAGAGUCCGGUGAAGUUCAGAACGAAUCUUUCAACUUCAGAAGAAGGGACAAACUCUUUGUCGUUUCGGUGUCCGUCGGUGGUCACGUGAAGAUCAGAAGAUCGAGUGGUGGUUGAGUGCUCGCCCUGAAAAUAGAAAAAAAAAUUAGUGAUUGUUUCUGCCGCUUGUUGGAAAUAGUAAAGUGAGUUACGCCGCGAGAACAUGCCGGGGACGCAUUCCGUCAUCGACCGUGACGCCCUAGAGGUGGCGAUAUUGGAACAAUUAAGAAAGGAAGCAAAGAAGCUCCACUUCCCGACCACUGGAGAUAGGACGGCCAUUAUUGACGUGAAUUUGAACCAUGUGGUGCAGCUCGGUUCGGCAGCGGACUCGCCGGAAGCCGGGGCUCCGGCGGCGGAGGAGCCGUUGACGGCGAGCUCUCUCAGGGAAGUCCUGACGCAGAUGCAGAGCGUCAUCCGCGAGCAGCGUGAGCUGCAAGAAAGUUUUUUGCGGCAGCAGAUGGAGAUGCAACUACAGCAGCAACAAUUUAUGCUGCAAUUGGUGCAACAAUUGACCGAACGAGGUUGGGCAAAGCCGUCGGGCACGGAACCCGAGGUUGCUCCGAGGACGGGACGCAGUAGCGAUGAAGCGCCGGGUAGAGAGGGACAGGCGGGGUCGCCUUCGAGUGCGGUCCUGGCCAACGGAAAUUCGAUUGAGUCGACGAACGGCCACAGCUAUGGCGAUAUAACCGUUGAGUUGUUGGCCACACAGAUUCCGGAAUUCGGUGGAGGCGAGGACGAAAACGUGAAUGUGUGGGUGAAACGCGUGGACAUAGUUUCUGUGAUCCACCGCGCAACGGAUGGCGUGGUUCUUUUGGCAGCGUCGAGCAAGCUGGUCAAGCUCGCUAAACAGUGGUAUGAACUGAAGCAAGAUGGGAUAGAAUCUUGGGAUGAUUUGAAGCGAGAGUUAAUGAAAAUGUUUAAACGAGGAAUUUAUUGGUUUUAUAAGACCAUGCAGAAAGUAGAAGCGAGAAAAUGGAAUCCUGGGAAAGAAUCGUUCGAUCAGUAUGUGUUUGCAAAGGAGUCGUUAAUACAUCCGUUGGACUUACCAGUAAAGGACGCGAUACACUUAAUAAUCGGUGGCAUAAAAUCCGGUACAUUGAGAGCUGCAGCUCUUUCAAUAGCAAGCGACUCACUAGGAGAUUUCUUAGGGAAAAUGCGCAUUAUUGCAGAGGGAUUCGUCGAACCUGAGAAAAAAGUGUAAAGACUCAAUGACAGAAGGGACACCGCCAGUACGAUUGCCCGGUCCUGCGUGACUGAGGCAGGAGACCGGGUGCAACGCGGCAGCAGCCGACCCUGGCGGCGAAGUGGGCCCUGACGACUAGGCGGUGGGUUUUGUUUCGGAGGUUUCACACGGGCUGGAGCUCGGCGGAUCCAUUGUCCAGGUGGACAGCGUGAUGGGGAUCGACAGGCGUGAUGUGACGGCGAUCGUGGGCACCGGGAGUCCUGUUUCCUUCGUGAAGUACAGCGUUUACUGUAAAAUGAUAAAACCAUAAACGAAAGGAUUUGUAUAUAUUACAUGUUUACCGCUGGAUGUUAUUGGAAUGAUAACGGUCGAUCUGACCUUGCGUCUCUUGAAAAAA